Paramecium sonneborni is the source of this 1398-nucleotide messenger RNA. NCBI's taxonomy places the organism in Eukaryota, Ciliophora, Oligohymenophorea, Peniculida, Parameciidae. The record is from the annotation of a GenBank genome assembly.
AUGAAUUAAGGUAAUAGAAAUUGCGAAGAUUUAUGUAUUACUUGCAAAACCGACAUAUUUUCAUAUAUAGUCAAAACCUUAAAAUCAAAGCUAGUUCUAUUUAUAUGUGAGAAAUGUUAUAAAAACUCAAAUAAUAAAGAUGAUUAUAUCUCUUUGAAUGAAUUUAAGGAAUAUCAAAUGUAAUUAUUAAAAAAAGCUCAGCCUUAUCUAUUUGAAAUUCUAACAAUUAUAUCUGAUAAUGACUAUUAAUACAUUUUAACAGAAGAGUAAAUAUAAUAAUUAAUGGAAAAUAAAAAUAAAGUUGAAGAAAUAAUAAAUAUAUUAACUGAUGUUGAAGAAGGAAUUUUAGAAUAAAUUAAUUAAUUAUUAUAUCAAAUCAAUUCUUAUUUAUAAGAAAAAUAAUUAUUUGAAGAUAUUUUAAUUUCUCUUAAAUUUGGAUUGUAAAUGAAACAUUUAGAUGGAGUAGAUAAAUAUUAAUUUCAAAAAUAGUAGAUGCAAUUUUUUGAAAAGUUCCGAGAUUAUCAUUAAAUAAGAACUUCUCAUCAAAUGUAAAAUUAAUCAAUCAAAGAAAUAUAUUAAAGAAUAUAAGCUAAAGAUGAUUUUCCUCUUUUUUUAUAGAUAGUUGGUAAAAAUUUUUAACAAGUUACACAUCCUAAUGAAGAGUAUUAUGGGUUUUAUGAUGAUAAUUCAAUGAAAACUGGAAUUGGCUUUUGGUCUCCAAAAUAACAAUCAUAAUAGUAUUUUGGAAUUUUUUACUAAAAUGUUUUGCUUUGGGGAAUUAAAAUUUUGAAUGAAUCUCCUACUUAAUACACAUUAUAUGAAGGGUUUUUUUCUUCUAUAAAAGGAGAAUAAGGUUCAAAUAUAUAAAUUAAUUGUGCUGGAGAAAUGUUUUCAAAAGAUGAGAAUGAAUAAUUUCAUCACUAUUAAGGGAAUUUCUUAAAUGAAAAGAGGCAUGGCAAAGGCACAUAUAUUUGGAAAGCUAAUGAACAAAAUGAGAUAGCUAGAUAUUCAGGAUUUUGGCAAAAUAAUUAAUAUCAUGGUUACGGAACUCUAACUCUAAAAGAAGAAAACAUUAUCAUAGAAGGAGAAUUUAGUUUUGGAUAGCCUGUUUUUUAAAAAUGUUAAAUUAAAGGUCCAAACUUACCUUAAUAAACAUUAAAAGAUUAUGUUAUGAAAGAGUAAACAAAGAAAUCUGAAGAAAAUAUAAUUCCUAAACAAUAAUUUAAUGUUAAUCAAUUCUUCUAACCAACAUAAAAUCUCUAAUAAUUUUAGAAAAAAUUUAAUGAACCUUUCAAUUCCAAUGGCUUUCCUUUCAAUCCCAAUAAUUAAGCCCAAUAUUCACGAGAUUUCUAAAAUAAUUAAAAUGCCUUUAAUUAGAACAAUUAUUUUAAAAAAUGA